Messenger RNA from Colletotrichum higginsianum IMI 349063, 2649 nucleotides. RefSeq names its product C2H2 type zinc finger domain-containing protein. The record is from RefSeq and is a predicted model, not a curated record. The transcript has 3 exons. Bases 1 to 2649 code for a protein of 882 amino acids. Gene Ontology annotation, biological process: regulation of DNA-templated transcription. Lineage: Eukaryota; Fungi; Ascomycota; Sordariomycetes; Glomerellales; Glomerellaceae. Gene Ontology annotation, molecular function: DNA binding.
AUGGCGGACCCCUUCGCAACGGAAUUGCCCCCAGUGCUCCCGGAUGACAUCGAGUUCGACUUCAGUCAAUUCUGCUUAUUCCCCUCCGCAGAAGAUGUCUACGAGGAUGUCUCCGCCAGUCAUAACCAGGCUCAACCCACCAGCGGUGACACGCAACAACCAGACGAGCCCAUGGCAUCGCCGUCUUCAAGCAUCUCCGGAGGUGUGAUGCUUUCCGACGUCGUCGAGAACGGCAACCUGGACCCCAAGACCGCAGACGACACGAACGCCUCCGCGGCAGAGACAACAUCCAAGGCCGGCAGCCGCUUCACCUCCACCACCAUCAGGGUCCUGAGGGCGUGGUUCGACAACCACGAGCGGUACCCCUACCCGACGCCGGAGGAGGUCGAGAGGCUGCAGAAGCGGACGGGGUUGAGCAAGCAGCAGCUCACGAACUGGUUCGCCAACACGCGUCGCCGCAAGCGGUUCUGCGCCAACGGGACCGCCUCCCCGCGGGUCCCGUCCUUCACGGAGCCCGGCUCCGGGCCCAUCGACAUCCCCGCGCGCCGGCCCACGCCCAUGCCGUUCGAGCAGAUGAACCCCCUGCAGAGGUGGGAGCACUCGCCGCCGGAGCACGAGCCCGCCCUGGUGUCCGACAUCUCGCGCGCCGUCGCCGCGUCGUCGUCGAGGCGGUCGGGCCUCUCGAACCGGUCGCGGUCGUCCGCCAGGUCGUCCGACAACGCCUCGUCGGUGAGCAGCGUCGGCACCUCGCGUUCGAGCAGGGGCUCGAGGUCCAACGGCUCCGCGUACUCGUACGGCUCCAACGCGUCUCCCGUGCCCACGCACGGCAUCAGGAAGGACUCGAGCCGGCGGAGGCGGCGGGCCAUGGCCAAGGGCCAGAGGGACAAGCCCAAGAGCCUGAUGCAGACGCGCAACCUCUACCAGUGCACCUUCUGCGCCGAGACGUUCAAGACAAAGUACGACUGGCAGCGCCACGAGAAGACGCUCCACCUCUCGCUCGAGGAGUGGGUGUGCUCGCCCGGCGGCGCCAUCGAGAUCGACCCGGAGCGAGGCAUCCUGUGCGUCUACUGCGACGAGGUCGGCCCGGACCAGCACCACCUCGACGGCCACCACCAGGCGGCCUGCUCCGACAGGCCGCUCGACGAGCGCACGUUCUACCGCAAAGACCACCUGCGGCAGCACCUGAAGCUCGUGCACAGGACCAAGAAGAUGACCAAGUGCGCCGAGAAGUGGAAGGUCACGACGGACGCCAUCCGGUCGAGGUGCGGGUUCUGCGACGCCGCGCUCGAGUCGUGGUCCCAUCGCGGCGACCACAUCGCCGACCACUACCGCAGCGACGGCAUCACCAUGUCGGACUGGAAAGGGGACUGGGGGUUCGAGCCCUCGGUGCUUGCGAAGCUGGAGAACGCGGUGCCUCCAUACCUCAUCCAGUGGGAGCAGAGCGCCCCGGUGCCCUUUUGCGCAAACGACGGGCCGGCCGACACGUGCCCCAGCGCGUACGAGCUGCUCAAGCUGGAGCUCGAGUACUUUGUGCGCAACUUCUUCGAGGCGCACGAGGCCCUGCCGUCGGACGACGACCUCGUCUACGAGGGGUGCACCAUCAUCUUCGGCUCGCAGCUCUUCUCGCCCGACCUCGACCCGGCCGCCAGCUCCUGGCUGCGCGACCUGUUCAUGGACGCGACCGAGAUCGCGGCGCGGGCCCGCCUGCGCCCGAUGAACCAGCUGGCCAAGCUGCGCAUGAGCCAGCUGCGCAUCAAGGGCAAGGCCGACAUCUUUGAGGACUGCGAGCUCGAGUCCCAGCUGUGCCGGCACCUGCGCGAGCACACGAGCCUCGGCCUCGCCGUCUCGGACGCCGAGCUGCAGCAGGAGGCCUGCGCCACGCUGUACCGCGUCGAGGCGUCCUCGACGAACCCCUCGCGCCGCUUCGCCGGGUUCCUGGUCCGCCUCAUCUCGGAGUCGACCGGCUGGAUCGAGUCCCUGCGCCAGAGGGCCGAGCAGUUCGUCGGGGACCCGUACCUCGACUUCGGCCCCGUCCAGGCGACGCUCGAGUCGCUGGCCGACGACCCGAUGAACGGGCUCUUUGGCGGCGGGCUGGGGGGUCUGGGCCAGAUGACCCUGGGGUCGGGGAGCCAGCCGGUCCCCUCGGGCACCGGCGACAGGAUGGCCACCGGCGGCGGCGGCGGUGGCGGCGGCGACGCUCUGGCGAGCUUCCUCGAGCCGGUCAUGUACUCACAACCGCCCGGGGCCGGGCCCGGGCUGAUGCCCGACGACCUCUUCAAGGACGGCGCGUCGGCGUCGGCAUCGGCGUCGGUGAUGGGCGCGCAGGACUUCUACUCGCGGCUGCAGACGAGCAAAACGCUCUUCGCCGGGUCCGGGUUCUCGCUGGGGUGGACCGAGCAGCCGAGCGCCAAGGGCAUACCCUUCUUCCUCAACGACCCGAACCGGUACGGCCGGCUGGCCGGGGAGCUCUCGCGCUUCGUCGCGAGCUCCAUGUCGCCCAACAACCCCAACAAGCACGUGCCGACGGACGACGAGAUCCGGUACCAGGCGCGCUGGAUCUUUUACGACGACGACGACCCUUGGAACCAGACUCCGGCCGAUACGCCCGAGUGGUUGGCCGAGUUCAAGAAGCAGGUUGGGCUGCCGUAA